Molecule: messenger RNA, 768 nt
Organism: Aspergillus vadensis CBS 113365
Lineage: Eukaryota; Fungi; Ascomycota; Eurotiomycetes; Eurotiales; Aspergillaceae
Exons: 1
Source: RefSeq, a predicted model, not a curated record
ACCGGCCACCUCCUCCAGGAUCUGGGCGUUCAGGCCGAUCACCUUCUGACCGUUGUUGGUGAUGGCACCGAACAACUGCUUGUCCAGCUUAGCCAGCCCGUUGCGGACCUUCUUUCCAGCCUGGGCCUGACCGGCCUUGCUAAGCCCGUGGGCAAGAUCAUCAAGGACGCCGGCAGCAUUGGCGAGCUGGUUAAGGACCUGGGUGCCCCCGUCGAGCAGCUUCUGGUUGUCACCGGCAAGGACACUGGCUACCUCUUGAUUCAACUUGACCAGGACGUUAAGGGCCUCUUCGACAGCAUUGGCCUGGACGCAUUGGGCGAGCCCGUUGGUGACCUGCUGGGUGCCGUUGGCAGCAGCCUGAAGCGUCGUCAGAACUGGGACUACAACCCUUACGCCAAAAACCCCAACGGUCUCGUUGAGAAACUGGCACCGGUGAUUGACUGCAUCUUGGUGGUUACCGGCGAGGACGCUAAGGACCUUAUCAUCAAGCUCAGCAAGCCCGUGGCCGAGGUGUUUAAGGCACUGGGAUUGACUGGCCUUGGCGACAGCGUAGGCAAGGUCGUCUCGACGGUCGGCAAAGAUGCGGGUGACUUGGUUUCGGAUUUGGGUCAGCCCACCGAACAGUUGCUCACUGUGGUUGGCGAUGGUGGCAGCAAGCUGGUGAUCCAGUUGGCUCCCGAUGUUGCAGAGUUGGUUGGGGACUUGGGACUCCCCAAGGUUGGUGAGGCAGUGGGUGAGGUCCUUGGAGCAGUGGGUAACAACGUGUAA